This is a messenger RNA of Pipistrellus nathusii (Nathusius's pipistrelle), 1107 nucleotides long. Lineage: Eukaryota; Metazoa; Chordata; Mammalia; Chiroptera; Vespertilionidae. The record is from the annotation of a GenBank genome assembly.
AUGGCAUCUGGGGAUUUCUGUUUACCUGGAGAAGGGAUGGAAAUACUCCAACAAGGACAUCCCACUAAAGUGUACAGCAGACAGCUUCCUCCUUGUAACCUGAGUGAAGAGGACCUAUUACAGAAUCCACACUUCAGCAAACUGUUGCUGAGUCUCUCACAACACAUGGACGAGAGUGGCUUAAGCCUCUCCCUGGCCAAGGAGCAGGCUCAGGCAUGGAAGGAAGUUCGACUACAUAAGACAACAUGGCUGAGGUCUGAGAUUUUACAAAGAGUCAUCCAAGAGCUGCUUGUGGACUACUAUGUGAAGAUACAAGACACAAAUUUAACUUCUGAGGACAAAAAGUUUCAUGAGACCCUUGAACAGCAGCUACUUGUGACUCAACUAACGCAGCUCUUAGGUCCCAGCCAGGAGAGGGCGAUGCCUCCUCUGCUCGGACUGGAGAAAGCGGACCUUCUGGAGCUCAUGCCGCCCUCAGAGGAUUUUGUAUGGAUGAGAGCUCGGCUUCCACUGGAAGUGGAGGAGCAACUCAAGAAGAAGUGUUUUACUCUCCUUUGCUACCAUGAUCCUAAUUCCGAUUCAGAUCCUGAAACCCUGAAGGCAGCAAAGGUGUGGAAACUAGCAGAGAUCCUGGUGAGUGAGAAGCAGCAGUGCCAGGAUGCCAGGAGCCAGCAGAAGGAGCAGGCGGUGCUGCUGGAGAAGAAGAGAGCCACCUGCUCCCAGGUGCUUCUCCGCUGCUUGGCCUUACUGCACAGAUUGCUUCAGGAGCACCGGCUGAAGACUCAGUCUGAGCUAGACCGCAUCAACGCCCAGUACCUGGAGAUCAAGUGUAGUGCCAUGAUCCUUAAGCUGAGGAUGGAAGAGCUAAAGAUUUUGUCUGACACUUACACUGCUGAGAAAGUAGAAGUUCAUCGUCUCAUUAGGGACCGUUUGGAGGGGGCCAUUCGGCUACAAAAACAGGACAUGGAGAAGUCCCGACAGGUCCUAAACACCUAUGAGGUGCUUGGGGAGGAGUUUGACAAGCUGGUAAAAGAGUACACCCAACUCAAGCAGACCACCGAGAACAGGCGUUGGGCACUCCAGGAGUUCAACAAAGCCUGCCGCUGA